Messenger RNA from Eptesicus fuscus (big brown bat), 1839 nucleotides. RefSeq names its product sphingomyelin phosphodiesterase 5. The record is from RefSeq and is a predicted model, not a curated record. NCBI's taxonomy places the organism in Eukaryota, Metazoa, Chordata, Mammalia, Chiroptera, Vespertilionidae. Gene Ontology annotation, cellular component: cytoplasm. Bases 247 to 1839 code for a protein of 530 amino acids. Gene Ontology annotation, molecular function: sphingomyelin phosphodiesterase activity. Gene Ontology annotation, biological process: sphingomyelin metabolic process. The transcript is spliced from 6 exons.
UUCUCUCUAACCGCCAACGAGAUUUCGCGCGGGAGAGAGGGCGGUUUCCUGGACGCAAAUUUCCGCCCGUGCGCGUGUCCCCAAGCUCUCGGGCACCUUCCUGGGUCGCGCACAGGUUGCGCCACCUGGCCUUGACCCUGGCCUUGACCCCUGCGGCCCCGCACCAGCUCCGGCGGACGCACCUGCAGGUCAACUAGCCGAUGAGUCGCUGAGGCGCCCGCGGCCGGCCGAGAAGCCCCGCGCGCCAUGCACUCUCUGCCGGACUGGCCCCCGGUGCCCGGCGCCCUCAGGCCCUCUCCCUUCCCGCACCCUGUGCUGCACGCCCUCCACGACCUGGCCCGCGUGCUGCUCUUCCCCGCCUACUGGGCCCUGGACCAGCUGCUGGGAUGCUGGGCUCCGAGGGCAAGCCCCAGCUUCCUGAAGGCGCUGCGCGUAGCCCUGUGGGCCGGGGCGGCGCUCCUGCUGCUGGUGUUGCUCGGCCUGCCCCUGGCGCUGCCGGGCCUGCUGCUCUGGCUGCCGCUGCAGGCCUGGCGCCGCCCCUUCUGCUACCAGCCCCCUCCGCAAGGCUGGGCGCCCCCCGCACCCUGGCGCCCCCCGGCGGAGCCCGCGCGCUGCUUCGGCUUUCUCAGCGCCAACCUGUGCCUGCUCCCCGACGGGCUGGCGCGCUUCAGCAACUUGCAGCACACCCAGCGGCGAGCGGACGCCGCGGGCGCCUUGCUGCUCGCCGGCCUGCGCUCCUCGCCCUCGCGCUACGGGGCCACGGGCUGCAGCCCGCCAGAGCCGGGGGCGCCCUGCGGGGUGCUGUCGGCUGCCCUGCCGGUGGGCCUGGACUUCGUGUGUCUGCAGGAGGUGUUCGACCUGCGCGCGGCGCGCCCCCUGGUGAGCCGCCUGGCACCCAACCUGGGCCCAGUGCUGCAUGACGUGGGUACGUUCGGCCUGCAGCCUGGGCCGCACCUCAAACUCCUGGGCAGCGGGCUGCUGCUGGCCUCGCGCUACCCGCUGCUGCGCGCCGCCUUCCGGGCCUUCCCCCAAGCUCGCCGCGAGGACGCGCUGGCCUCCAAGGGCCUUCUUUCUGCACAGGCGCAGGUGGGCAUCCUGAACGGGCGCCGCAUCGUGGGCUUCCUGCACUGCACGCACUUGCAUGCCCCGAGUGGGGACGGACAUUUGCGCUGUAAACAGCUGACGCUGCUGUUGAACUGGGCCGAGCAGUUUGAGGCCGAGAGCCGCUCCAGCGAUGAAACCGUGGCCUUCAGCGUGCUCCUGGGGGACCUGAACUUUGACAACUGCUGCCAAAGAGCACCAGCUCUUCAGCCGCUUCCAGGACCCCUGCCGGCUGGACACCCGCCGGGAGCAGCCGUGGGCCCUGGGAACGAUGUUGCGCACUUCCAGGCUCCGCCACUCGGUGGCCUGCUCCCCAGAGAUGCUGCGGAGGUGAGUGGCGACUUGGGGGCGAGGCACCGUCCGAACAGCCCCGAACGGAGGGGCGCCCUGGCCUUGAUGACACCGCCCCUCCUCAGGGCCCUGGAGCACGAGGAAGGUCGCCACCGCUACCUGGCAGGCCCUCCUCAUGGGGGACCCCGGGCUAAGCCCUGGCGGGGCCGGCGCCUGGAUUACAUCACCUACCGGGGGGUGCCCGGAGGCCCGCUGAGCCCAGAAGUAGAACAGGUGACAUUCAGCACCGCCCUGGCAGGGCUCACUGACCACCUGGCCGUGGGACUUCGGCUCCGAGUUUCCACGCACGGAGGCACGCAGGAGACGGCCGCGAGGCCCGGGGGAAAGACGGGCACGGAGGCCAAGCGGGAGCCGGGCGGGCCGCAGCAGCGGGAGCAGAGCGUCUGA